UGCGGGAAAGUGGUGACAGUCACCUCCCUUGUCCAUGGCUCCCACAUUCAGAUAUGUAAUUAAAAGCAUCACGAAUGCUGAUGUUUUGAGAUUGGGGCCAAGCAUACUUUGAAAGAAUAAGCUGUAGGCUCUAUGGUGUGGAUUCAGAACAUUUACAGCCUGUAACAGAGCCUUGUAGCCAAGAUGGGUGUGACCCAGCUCUGGCAGGUGCUGGGUCCAGUGGAGGAGCACCUGCCCCUCUCCUCUCUAUGUGGCCAGACACUUGCAGUUGACCUCAGUAUCUGGGUCUGUGAGACGCAGUGUGUCAAACAGAUGCAGGGAGUGGUGUCCAAACCUUUCCUUCGGAACCUGUUUUUCCGCAUAUCCCAUUUGAGCCAGCUUGGUGUAAAGCUGGUGUUUGUUAUCGAGGGUUCUGCCCCAGAGUUAAAGUGGGAUACGAUGAUGAAACGCCAGCAAGCAAGAUUCCCAGGAAGACAGGGCAAGCCACCUGGAGCUAAACCAGGUGGUACCCAGAAUAGGAGAAACUUCAAUGCCUGCUUAAGAGAGUGUUGUGAGUUGCUUGACAUCCUGGGAAUUCCGUACCUACAGAGUAGGGGUGAGGCAGAGGCCAUGUGCGCCCUGCUCAACGCUGCUGGGUUGGUUGAUGGCUGUUUGACAAAUGAUGGUGACGCUUUUCUGUAUGGUGCCAAAACAGUUUACAGAAACUUCACCAUGAAUACCAAGGACCCCCAUGUAGAGAUGUUCCGUACGUGUGACAUAGAAAAGAGGUUGGGUAUCACCCACAGUGGGCUGGUAGCCCUCGGUCUCCUGGUUGGAUGUGACUUUGUUCCAAAGGGGGUACCUGGGAUUGGUGUCGCGAAUGCUGUCAGACUCCUGCAGUCAUUAGCUGGGAGGGAUGUCAUACAGAGGAUGCGAGAAUGGCGAAGUAUGUCGGAGAGCGCAUGUUUGGACCAGGUAGAGCAGAUGGUACGCAGGAAGGCCCUUGAUGUGCCAGACUUCCCUCAGGAUAAGGUAAUAAAGGAGUUUCUUGUGGCAAAAGACCGAUGCCCAACCACCUUGUCUCCAUGGAAACGACCACUUCCAGCAAAACUUCAGGAUUUUGCCCUUGUGAAGCUGGAUUGGCCAGCGGAGUAUACACUAGAGAAAGUGUUACCGUUGACGACGCUAUGGGACAUGCAGGAUAUUCUUAGCUCACAGAACCCCUCUCGACACCAACAUCUGAAACCAUUCAGGAUUGUGAAGACGAGAGUGAGGCAGGGUGAACCUUGUUACGAAAUAGAGUGGUACAAACCUGUAACUGUGUCACAGUCCGAUGGGAGCUACUAUGUGACGAUAGAAAACCAGGAGAUGUUUGCCAAAUGUUACCCCGAUGUUGUUGAUGAAUUUGCUUUAAACAUAGACACGAAGAAAAAAGUCAAAGGAAAGAAGAAAAAGAAGAAAGGAAAGGACAAGGAUGACAAUCUUGACAAUAUAUCGUUCAACUUCCAGAAAAUGAACUUAAAAGAAGUUACUACCAAGCUGACUGAAUCAGCAAAAUGUCUUCCGCAGGAUUUCGAUAUCUACAAUGAAUCAUCACUUCUUAAGAAGGCCAAACAGCCGAAACAUCUCACGUUGGAUUCUGUAUCUAACAAACCACAAAAUAAUGUGACAUCUAAAAGUACAGAUUCCAGUAAAAGUAAAAAGGCUUGUAUAGCAAAUGAGCCACAUGGUGCAAAACCACUUAAAAAAGAAAGUGCUCAGGAUGGUUAUAUACCUUUAAGCCAAAGAGUAAAAAUGAGACUGCAGAGUAAAUCUGAUCGCAGUGAAGGUGGUACACUGAACACACCAAUGCAGUUAAACACAGGCUCAAAGAAAGAUCUGAACUCAGACAAUGCGGAAUGGAGUGACAUGAGCUCAUUGAUUGAAGAGGUGGGUAACCUGUCCCUUCAACAGAAUAAGAAACAAGGCUUGUCCAUAUCAAUGUCAAGUCCUGCAGUGAAUACUAAGUUCCCCAUGCAAUUCUCUCCAGCUGUUAGUUUGUUGAGCAAACCAGGUACUCCUAGCAAUUUGGAUUCUAAGAAAUAUCCUGGGAUGCAGAAAAUGUCUAGUCCAGCUUUGCAAAGUUUUUGUACCCCUACUUCCUACAUGAAACAAUCCAUGGCUGCUGAUGACAGCUUUGGAAUGAAAUGUAGUCCUGUUUUGGAUCCAGGACUGUUUAAAAAACCAAGAACUUAUGAAAAAGAGAAUAAAAUUGAGACAAAUAAUGAAAUGAAAUUGUUUGAAACUUCUGGCAAACUUCUAAAUAAUGCAGAAAAGUUGGCAGCAAAACUUGAACAAGGAAUUAUGAAUGUUGGAAAAGAAGCCCCUUCUGAAAAAAAGUUCUCAUUCUUUGACAAUGACAAACCUGAAGUUCAAGUUGGCAAAAGUGGUGAUGACAAACAGAUUGAUAAAGCAGCCCCUCCAGUUUCAAACCUCAGUACGCCCACGUCUAAUAUGCAGACUAAAAGAAAUACUGCUAGUGCUAUGCAAACCCCUUUCAAUUUAUCAUCACUUGGAUUGGACAUGAAUGGGUCAAAUCAGUUUGGUAAUUUUGACAUGCAGACAUCAUUAAUAAAUAGUCUGUGUUCAAGUUUAGUACAAGCCCUUACACCCAAGGGAAUCUCACUGUCUAAAGAGGACUAUAGCACCUUACUGUCAACAUUGGACGAACUUGACGCAAACGAAACUGGUACCAAGACUCCUAAGGCAACAGAAAGACCUGAGGAGUCUGAUGAAGAUACAGCUUGCAAUAUUUAUUUGUCAGAUAUUGAAAAGGCAUCUGCACAAUUAAAAAAGAUGAAUGCAAGUGUUACUUUAGAUCCUAUUCGUUUGGUUGGUGAACAACAGAUAGUUGAAAACAUUGAAACAAAAUCAAAAUCUGCGAGGAAAAAGUUAAGAAGGAAAGAGAAGAAAAGAGCUUUAGAGGACAUCGCACAAUUGAAUAAUAUGGCAUUGAACAUGUCCCAAAAUAAUGUCAGGAAUCCAAAGACCAAAGUAUUGACUGAAGCAAAUGUGAAGUCAGCUAACAAAUCAGCAGAGAAUGUGCAUACUACACAAAUUAAUAGUAGAAAGACAUCGGCAGAAAAUGUUAAGACAACACUAAAUAAUAGUAGAAAGACAUCAGCUGAAAAUGUUAAGACAACACUAAAUAAUAGUAGAAAGACAUCGGCAGAAAAUGUUAAGACAACACUAAAUAAUAGUAGAAAGACAUCGGCAGAAAAUGUUAAGACUGCACAAAGUAAUAAAAGAGCAUCACAGAUAUCUGUGACAGACAAUGCGAAAAAGGUUAUUGAUGAAAAAGGUGAGAAACUAGAUACUCCUCAGCCGAUUAAUGGUUCACAAAAGAAAAAGAAGGUAAAACACACUGAGCCAAUUCCAUCUUGUGGUAAGAGCAACAGGUGUACCGGUAGCCAAAACUGCUCAAAACAAAACAAAUAUGAGAAGGAAACCUGCUGUAGCGGAGACCAAAGAAAGAGUGAAAACACAAAACCUAGGACAGAGAAACAAAGUCUAGCACCAUUUACAGUAAGCACAUCACCUUGCCCUGUGACUAGUCCAAGGAAAGAAAAUGACAAAAAGCAGGUCUACCAGAAAAGUAAUUCCGAAAUCUGUAGGAACAUAUUUAGUGCGCAAGAAUCUGAGAAAAUUAGUAAAGUAUUAGGCGAUGUUUUGAAUGAGCAGCAGCCCAGAUCAGUGGAUACCUCUGAAGAAGUUGUGAAAAAGAAAAAGAAGAAAAAGAAAGUGAAAAAAGCAUCGACAUCAGCUGAUGAAAAUAUGGCUAAUGGCUUAUGUGCAUCUUACUUGCAAAUGGCGUUGGAAAAUAACAGAGAAAAGGUAACAAAUAUUCAAAAAGCAUCUCCUGUCUUUGAUCUCUCGGCUGAUGAAUCAUUGUUAGAGUUGGAAAACAUUUCAAGUAAAGUUGUUGGUGAAGCUGUUGAUGCCAAGAAAGUUACUAAACUGUCUUUACUGAGAAAAAUGAAGAAACUAACUCUGGAAAGAAGAAAUAGUCCUAGCACAGUGGCAAUAACAGAUAAAACUCCAGUUUUUUGUAUGUCAGCUGAAACUAUGCAAGGAGGGAAUGAUAACACAGUUGAAAAUGACAAAGAGGCAUGUUUAGCAGGAGUUGAAACUGAUACACCAGUAGAAAUAGAUGGAAGUGUAACAGAUGAAAACAAGGACUUGGUUGGCAACAGUGCAGACAUACAUGGGCAAAUUCAAGUUCAACAUGCAAACUCUUCUAGUUUACCUAAGUUUGAAGACAUACUAGACACGGACGAAGAUGAGUGUAUUCAGUCAGAUGGCAACUCUGAUUCUGAUGAUGUUAAGCUUGUAACAGGGAAUGAAAUGUUUACUCAUAUUGCAGAUAAUAUUAGAAAAGAACUCGUUGAGCAGUUUGUUGACUUGGAAACUCAACACAUAGAAAAUGAAAAAGUCAAAGAUGAUAUAGAAAACGGAACAGCCGGUGUUAUUGUUUUAGAAUCUGAUGCUGAAAUGGCUGGAUAUGGUAGCAAUGCUAAUUUGCCUGCAAUAUUAAAUACAGCCCAGCAUGUUGAUAGUCAUUCAUUCACAACUGAACAUGGAGACAUAACACAUAAAGAAAAAUGUCGUAUUAGUACUGAUGUUUUUUGCGCAGUUUCUAGCGCAGGAAUAAAAAAAUCUCACGAUGUAGAUCAUGACUUGCCAAAAUUUCAGAUCGAAGCUGUCGUAGUACCAACACAAGGAGAACUACUUGAUGCAUUUAGAAAACAGUUUCAGCCUAGUUCAGAGGUUAAUUUUGAUAAGAGCAGCUUUUCAGAAAUUAAUGGAAAAAUAUGUAAUGGCGGUCUUGAAUGCAAUGUGAAUGGCAAUGAAAAAAUUGUGGAAGAAAAUCCAUUAUUUGAUGAAAACACAGAGAAGAAUAUUACCACACUUGACAAUGGCAUAGGUGCAAUUGAUGUAGUGACAAAUAAUCAUGUAGAGGUUAAGGAGAAGUGUAAUGGUGUUGAUGAAUAUCAGAAUGAAAAUACAUCAGAAAAUUGUCUUGUCCUAAAUGGUGCUAAAGAUUGUGAUGCAUUUAAAGUUGUGGACUUGGUUAAAGAUAUAGAAAAGUCAGCGAUAGAUACAAGUAUUUCAAAUGGAAAUGUAGUAGAGAAUGGUUGUAAUGAUGAUUGUCAUGAUGCUUAUAAUGAUUAUGAUGCACUUGAGAUUGAAGACAAGGAAGAGUCAGCAGUGUUUGUUGUGAAUGAGAAUUUAGCUGAGAAUGGUGCUAAUGAUGAUGAAUACAAUGAGAACGUAGUGGAAGGGUCAGUAGUAUGUAUUACAAAUGAAUAUAUAGCAGAAAAUGGUUAUAAAUCAGGGGAAUUGAGUCCUAAUGGAACAAAAGUAGAGGGAUGUGAGGACAUUGCUAAUGAUUGUAUGGAUGUUCCCUCAGUUGUCAAUGACCUUGAUCAGGAGGUAAAUGGCGGUUUACAUGGGCCUGUUAAAGAUGUUAUGACCAUAAGUACAGACAAUAUCGCAAGUCCUGCCUGCUUAGCGGAUAGACUAAAGAUGAGAAUAAGCAAAUCAAAAGUGAGAAAUGUGUUAGAUUCCUUCACGAACAAUAGAUUUGAUUGUUGACUCGUUUAUUAGCAUAAGAUAUGGUUUGGUGUUGUUUGUGUGUAUUCAUGUAGAUUAGUCUCGUUUUGUUCCCCCUCAAUGUUAGAAAUGGCUCUUGGUAAAUCGGUGAUUGUAAGUUCCAUUUCAGAUAUGUUUAAUGUUGAAUUGUUAUUGUACUCCUACUUUCAAGUUUCAUCACUUUUUCCAUACAUUUAAUAGUUAUACAUGUGUACCUUUGUAUGCAGGACAUUAUGUACAUGUGUGUUUGCAUUUUGAAAACUAUUUGUUCUUUUUCAUGUUUGAUGAUGUGUUCUAUUAUUGUUAUGAAAAUAUUGUUACUCUACGAAGUGUAACUGGAUCAUUCAAUGCAUUAUAACUAUAACAAGUGUUAACAUUUGUGUCUUGCUUUUCAUUGGUUUAUUGAAAAAUAAUGGUGGAUACUAAGAUGACAACUCACUGUUUGAAACAGUGAGCUGCUUAUUCAAAAAAGAAUUUCACUGUUUCUUGCAUUUAACCUGUUUUCCUUUGAAAAAAAUAUCAUGCUGGAAAUAAACAAAUGGUGUGGUUUUUCUAUUAAAUGUCAAAUAAAUAUGAGUUAUAAGAAUGUAAUAGAAAUAUUGUACUUUUCAGUGUUAGAUCGCUUUUUUUCGGCCCUCAUGAAAUCCAUAAGUAAAUAUUUCACUCAUUGCCUCUGUGAAAACAAGUGUUCACUUGGUGAAAUAUAUUGCUAUCUUAAAAGAACCAAUUCAAUUGAUUUCACUCGAAUCUCAUGUCUUAAACUUAUCACUUUGAUACGUUUUACGCAAUUUUCAGAAAAGCUUUACAUUUUUUAAAUUCUUUUGGACCAUAUAGAGCUAAAUGUAUAGUUUGAGCAAUAAUAUUACACACUUUGUAUUUUUGAUAGAAACUUUUACUUCUGAUUAUUUUUCAGAACAUUAUUACAUCACUUAUCUUUUUCAAUCAAUAGUUUCAUUUGAUGGUUUAUAUCUUUGUUAAACUGUUUAAAUUUCUUACAAAUAAAUGUUACUUGA
Mya arenaria is the source of this 6623-nucleotide messenger RNA. RefSeq lists its product as uncharacterized. Lineage: Eukaryota; Metazoa; Mollusca; Bivalvia; Myida; Myidae. The record is from RefSeq and is a predicted model, not a curated record. The transcript is spliced from 12 exons. Gene Ontology annotation, molecular function: four-way junction DNA binding; 5'-flap endonuclease activity. Bases 184 to 5613 code for a protein of 1809 amino acids.